AAAUCGAGCUACUCGGCGCCACAAAUAAUAAGGACGUGAGGUAAUAUAAUUUUGUGGCGUGAUUGAAGGGCCCUCAAAUCCACUAUAAAAACCAAAACAAUGAAGGGAAUGGAUCUCAACCCAAAAAUGGCUGCAAAACCUCAAGCCAUUACCAUGCUUCUUACCCUCUCCCUAGCCCUCAUUGGAACCUCCCAUGGUGGUGGCAUAGCCAUCUACUGGGGCCAAAAUGGAAACGAAGGAACCUUGACCCAAACCUGUGACACUGGCAGAUACUCCUACGUUAACAUAGCCUUCCUUAUCAAAUUUGGCAAUGGCCAAACCCCUGAGCUCAACUUGGCUGGCCACUGCAGCCCCGCAUCCGGUGGCUGCAGAGCAGUCAGCAACGGCAUCAGAAGCUGCCAAAGUCGAGGAAUCAAAGUGAUGCUCUCCAUCGGAGGUGGUGUCGGAAGCUACUCUCUAUCAUCAAAGGCAGACGCAAAGAACGUGGCAGAUUACCUCUGGAACAACUACUUGGGUGGGCAAUCGUCGUCCCGUCCUUUAGGUGACGCUGUUUUGGAUGGUAUUGACUUCGACAUCGAGCUGGGAUCAACUGGGUUCUAUGACGACCUCGCUCGCUACCUCUCCGCCUAUAGCAGUCGAGGAAGGAAGGUAUAUUUAACAGCAGCCCCACAAUGCCCAUUUCCGGACAGUUUCUUGGGGACUUCCCUUAACACCGGACUUUUCGACUACGUUUGGGUUCAAUUCUACAACAAUCCACCAUGCCAGUACAGUUCGGGUAACAUCAACAAAAUUGUUAGUUCAUGGAACCAGUGGACAUCGUCAAUAAAUGCAGGGAAGAUAUUUUUGGGGCUGCCGGCAGCACCAGAAGCGGCUGGAAGUGGUUAUAUUCCAGCAAAUGUGCUGACUUCGCAGAUAAUUCCGGUGAUAAAAAAUUCAGCUAAGUACGGUGGGGUUAUGCUAUGGUCCAAGUACUAUGAUGAUAAGAAUGGAUAUAGUGCUUCCAUAGUGAAAAAUGUAUAAGGAAGUGGGACACUAGAUGAUGCAGUAUAGUCAUUAGUGUACCUUCUAAUAAUAAUGAAAUAAACUGAUGGCAUCUUUGUGGUCCAAAGUGCCAUUAUUUCUGACUUUCCACGCAGCUCUCCAUGAAACAAGUUUCUAAUAAAGCGAUUGAAUCUCU
Messenger RNA from Rubroshorea leprosula, 1177 nucleotides. Lineage: Eukaryota; Viridiplantae; Streptophyta; Magnoliopsida; Malvales; Dipterocarpaceae. The record is from the annotation of a GenBank genome assembly.